Gilbertella persicaria is the source of this 1931-nucleotide messenger RNA. Its product is annotated as peptidyl-prolyl cis-trans isomerase cyp15. The coding region runs from base 29 to 1915 and encodes 628 amino acids. The transcript is spliced from 8 exons. NCBI's taxonomy places the organism in Eukaryota, Fungi, Mucoromycota, Mucoromycetes, Mucorales, Choanephoraceae. Gene Ontology annotation, biological process: protein folding; protein peptidyl-prolyl isomerization. The record is from RefSeq and is a predicted model, not a curated record. Gene Ontology annotation, molecular function: protein binding; peptidyl-prolyl cis-trans isomerase activity.
UUUUUUUUUUUUGUUAAUAUUGCGCACUAUGGCUGACGACUUGAAUCCCAAUAACAAGAGACUUCAUGAAGAAGAACCAGAUUUAAAAGAAGAAUCAGACGAUGAUAUUGGACCUGCUCUUCCCCCUCCUCCUGGUGAGGAAGUGCCAAAGAAGAGAAAGAAAACACUUGCUUAUGAAAGACUUUAUCUUGAACAUUUACCUGAAGCAGACAUGUACGAAAAGAGUUAUAUGCACCGUGAUAUCCUCAACCAAGUGGCCGUAACAAAGAACGAUUUUGUUGUGACAACCUCAGUAGAUGGUCAUUUAAAGUUCUGGAAGAAGACAGCAGCCGGUAUUGAAUUUGUCAAGCAUUAUAAAUCACACUUGUCUACUAUUGUAGAUAUCAGUCUAUCUGCAGACAAUGAACUAUUGGCUACUGUCUCUGAUGAUAUGGCAUUAAAAGUGUACGAUAUUACAAACUUUGAUAUGAUCAAUAUGAUCAAAUUGAAAUUCAAGCCAAAAGCAGUGUGUUGGAUUCACCAAAAGGGUCAAGCACAAGCACUUGUUGCCGUUUCGGAAGCAGGCAACUCGAAUAUUCAUAUUUACGAUGGUCGUUCUGAUGGAAAACCACUCCACACACUAUCUAAAAUGCACGCGAAGCCUGUUCAUCUUAUCGAAUUCAACUCGAGAUUCAAUACAGUUGUUUCUGUAGACGCACUCGGUAUGAUUGAAUACUGGUCACCCGAAGAACCUUUUAGUUUACCUGACAAUCUCGAUUUCGAACUAAAAUCACAGACAGAUCUAUACGAAUUUCGAAAAAAGAAAUCAGUACCAACCUGCUUGACUUUCUCGCCUGAUGGACUCAACUUUGUCACCAUGAGUUUCCCUGAUCGUCAAGUUAGACUAUUCAAGUUUUUGACGGGCAAAAAAUAUAGAGAAUACGAUGAAAGUCUUCAUGUGAUCAGUGAAAUGCAACAGGCUGGUACUUCUAGCUUGAAAUUAGACGAUAUGGAGUUUGGUAGACGUUUAGCUGUAGAAAAAGAACUCGAAAAAUCAAAUCAGGCCAAGUUUGUCAAUGCUGUGUUUGAUGAAACGGGCAAUUUCAUUAUCUAUGGUGCUUUGCUCGGUAUCAAAGUAGUCAAUACACUGACAAACAAGGUUGUGCGUAUUAUUGGUAAAUCAGAGUCCAAUCGUUUUGUGAAUAUGGGCUUAUACCAAGGUGCUCCUCGUAAGAAGGGCGUGUAUACACUAGCCAUGGCUGCCUCAGACAAUGCCGCCUUAAAAGAAAGCCAAGAAUUAGAUCCUACUUUGUUUUGUACAGCAUUCAACAAGAACAGAUUUUACAUGUUUACGCGUAGAGAACCCUUUGACCAUGGACAAAAGGGUAGUGAGCGUGAUGUAUUUAACGAAAAGCCUUCUCGAGAAGAACAAACAGUGGCAGCAACACAAGAACGCAAGCAAGUCCUUGGUACUUCUGCUAUCAUUCGUACAACUUCAGGUGAUAUUCAUAUGCGUCUCUUCCCUGAUGCAGCACCCAAAGCAGUCGAGAAUUUUAUUACUCAUUCCAAAAAUGGUUACUAUGACAACCUGAUUUUCCAUCGUAUCAUUAAGGGAUUCAUGAUUCAAACAGGUUGUCCAUUUGGUGAUGGUACGGGUGGUGAAUCUAUUUGGGGAGAUGAUUUUGAAGAUGAGUUUUCUCGAGACUAUCGACAUGAUCGUCCAUACACUGUCAGUAUGGCCAAUGCAGGUCCUAAUACAAAUGGAAGUCAGUUCUUUAUUACAGUUGCGCCUGCUACUUGGUUGGAUAAUAAGCACUCUGUGUUUGGUAGAGUGACAGCUGGUAUGGAUGUAGUGCAUAGUAUAGAACAUGUCAGAGUGGACAAGACAAAUAAGCCUUAUGAAGAUAUCAAGAUUCUCAAUAUUGAAAUUCGAUAAAUAAUAUUUAUUUAUU